AUGUACACACACUCACAGACACAUGUACACAUACAUGUACAUACACGCAGGACACAUGUACAUAUACACACAUGUACAUACUCACAGACACAUGUACAAUUGUACACAUGUACACGUACACAUACCCCCCCCCCCAUAAAAAGUUGCAGUACUUCGUUGUUUACUAACAGAAUCCGGGUACUGUACUCUAGGGGGAGGCAGAGAGCACAGCACUCACUCCUUGCUUUGCUUUCACUGCGCUCAGCUAUUGAGCACUCUGACGGCUCCCAGUGCCAAUCACAGAUCCAGCCUGAGCUCCAAGCCUGCUCAGCAAGACGGCCCUGGGGGACACACUCCGCCCUCCCCCCCCACCAUAAUUUCCACUCACCA
Messenger RNA from Staurois parvus, 369 nucleotides. Lineage: Eukaryota; Metazoa; Chordata; Amphibia; Anura; Ranidae. The record is from the annotation of a GenBank genome assembly.